Molecule: messenger RNA, 1229 nt
Organism: Xenopus laevis (African clawed frog)
Lineage: Eukaryota; Metazoa; Chordata; Amphibia; Anura; Pipidae
Gene: chchd3.L
Product: coiled-coil-helix-coiled-coil-helix domain containing 3 L homeolog
Exons: 9
Coding region: 100-855 (251 amino acids)
Biological process (GO): inner mitochondrial membrane organization
Cellular component (GO): mitochondrial inner membrane; MICOS complex; mitochondrion
Source: RefSeq, a predicted model, not a curated record
GGGAUGGAAUGUUGUUGGUGAGCCGCUGCCGGUCGCAGUCUCCUUGUCACGGCCUUUGCUGUUUGACCCGGCUGCUUCUUGCCGGGUAGUGAGAGUGACAUGGGAGGUAGCGGGAGCACCCGGAGAGUCUCGUUCGAGGCGGAUGAGAAUGAUAAUAUUACAGUGGUGAAGGGCAUCCGGCUAUCCGAUAAUGUAAUCAACCGUAUGAGAGAACCGUCAGCACCAGUUCCCAGACCACAACCUUCACCAUCACAGACAAAACAGCCUACUGUUGAGCCUCUCUCUCCUAGUUACGCAGUGGAUGAAGAUGAACUUAGAAGAAAAAUUGCACAAGAACUGGCUUUAGAACAAGCAAAAAGACAAUCGGACAAUCAGAAGAGACUGGAACAUGAAAAACUGAUUGUGCAUGAGGAAAUUGGGAAAGCUAUAGAACGAGAACGUAAUGCUUCAAAUGAGCAACUUACAAGGGCUGUACUGCGAGAGAAGGCUGCGGCAGAGGAUGAACGCCUUAAAGCAAAGACUUUUGAACUGACAACUCGGGCAAAGAAAUUGAAUGAAAAAGAGCGUGACCUGAAGCGUUUGGAUGAUUAUUAUAAAGAUCAACUGGCAAGACUGGAAGAGAGGAGUGCCCAGUUUUACAAGGUUACUACCGAGCAAUACCAAAAAGCUGCCAGUGAAGUGGAGGCCAGAUUCAAACGAUAUGAGGCUCAUCCAGUUUGUGCUGACCUGCAGACUAAAAUUCUUCAGUGCUAUCAGCAGAACCCACAGCAGUCUCUUAGCUGCUCUUCAUUGGCCAGCCAGUACCUGCAUUGUGUAAACGGUGCCAAACAGAGUCUGCUUGGGAGAGGAGGGUAGAAGCCCUGUUUGUGGCGAAAAAGCAUCUUAACCCAUUUUAAUAUGAGGCCUCGGAAGAGAACACAAAGUAAAAGAAAACAAAACAUGAUUGUUUGCAUUAUUGCAGUUAUUCUUAUAUCUUAUAUCACUUGGUUACAUUAAAUUAUAAAGAUGUCUUGGACUAUUUUCCUAUACUUCUUGAGUGGUAUGUGUCAUGUUUUAUUAGACAAAUCGUAUCUAUUGGCCUUUGUAUUGAAAUGCACUUGAUGCCUUUUAUGUAAUGUAACCUGAUGUAAUAUUAUCUUUCACUGUAUUUUACAGUUGCAUAUCGACAUCUGUGCCCUACAUUUUGUCUGUUUUAAGUCAGGAUUCCUAAUAAAAAAAUAAUAAUACAA